Sinocyclocheilus anshuiensis is the source of this 1825-nucleotide messenger RNA. It is a transcript of the gene kcng3, whose product is annotated as potassium voltage-gated channel, subfamily G, member 3. Gene Ontology annotation, cellular component: voltage-gated potassium channel complex; membrane. Bases 1 to 1269 code for a protein of 422 amino acids. Gene Ontology annotation, biological process: action potential; potassium ion transmembrane transport; protein homooligomerization. The record is from RefSeq and is a predicted model, not a curated record. Gene Ontology annotation, molecular function: protein binding; delayed rectifier potassium channel activity. NCBI's taxonomy places the organism in Eukaryota, Metazoa, Chordata, Actinopteri, Cypriniformes, Cyprinidae. The transcript has 2 exons.
AUGAAGUUUGGGAAGAAUAUAUGCAUCCUAAACGUUGGUGGCACCAAGUAUGCUUUCACUAGAGAAGUUAUAAAGGAUUUUCCCCUUCGAAGAGUGAGCAGACUCCACAGCUGUUCCUCUGAAAAAGAGGUCUUGGAGGUUUGUGAUGAUUAUGACCGAGAGAGGAACGAGUUUUUCUUCGACAGGCACUCUGAGGCGUUUGUCUUUAUUAUGCUUUACGUGCGAUCUGGAAAGCUCAGGUUUGUCCCGCAGAUGUGCGAGCUUUCCUUUUACAACGAAAUGAUCUACUGGGGCUUGGAGAGCUCACAUUUGGAGUUUUGUUGCCAGCGGCGAUUAGAGGAUAGGAUGUCCGACACUUACACGUACUUUUCAGAGGAGGACAUCAAGGCAGAGGUGGAGUCCAGAGGUGAGGAGGAUCAGGUCACCCGGUUCGCCUCUGAAAGAGGGAACGCGCGGUGGCUGGAGAGGAUGCGGAGGACUUUUGAGGAACCAGCUUCCUCUGUUGCUGCGCAGAUCCUGGCAUCCGUGUCAGUGGUUUUUGUCAUUAUGUCUAUGGUCAUCCUCUGCGCGAGCACUCUGCCGGACUGGGAUACAGCAAAAAACAAUACAGUGGAAGAACACAGGAUUAUCGAGGCAGUAUGCAUUGGCUGGUUCACUGCUGAGUGCAUAGUGCGCUUCAUUGUCUCACGGGACAAAUGUGAGUUUGUGCGCCGCCCCCUUAACAUUAUUGACCUCUUGGCGAUCACGCCUUACUACGUGUCUGCCGCUGUGACAGCGCUGACAGGAGAAAACCCUCAACUACAGCGAGCAGGAGUCACCCUGCGCGUACUACGAAUUAUGCGCAUCUUUUGGCUUAUAAAGCUGGCGCGUCACUUCCUCGGGCUGCAGACACUCGGGCUUACGCUGCGCAGGUGUUACCGUGAGAUGGUCAUGCUGCUGGUGUUUGUCUGCGUCGCAAUGGCGAUAUUCAGCGCCCUGGCACAGCUGUUGGAGCACGGCCUUGACCUGGAGACUAGCAAUGAGGACUACGCCAGCAUCCCGGCAGCCUGCUGGUGGGUUAUUAUCUCCAUGACGACUGUCGGCUAUGGAGACAUGUACCCCAUCACCAUUCCGGGACGCGUGCUGGGUGGCGUGUGCGUUGUGAGUGGCAUUGUGCUGCUGGCUCUGCCCAUUACCUUUAUCUACCACAGCUUUGUGCAGUGCUACCACGAACUCAAAUUCCGCUCAGCACGCUGCGUGCGAAGUCUCUCUUCUGAGUUUCUCAACUAACUGUAGCAUAGAUCGUCCGGAGAACCUGCUGGUCUUCAGCUUAGUAAUAUCACCUGCUCUUCUGUGCCUUUAUAUUGAACCAAGAUCUGAAAUAUAGCGAAGGAACACACUACUUCUGAUGUGGAAAAAUCAGCAUUUAGACUCUCUGUGUGAACUUAUUAUAUCCAAAUAAAAACACAAGUACCUCUGUACUCAAGGACACAUUCUGGGAUUCAUUCUGGAAUAGGACAAAAGAGGCAAAUCCCCAGCCCAAAGCUGGAAAGUGCACAAUAAAGCAUUACGAUCCAAAGGAAAUACAUUAGCCAGUGUUUAUGUUGUAACCCCCUUCUUGUGUGAACGAACAAAAGCGAUCCAACAGCAUUUCCUGUGUAUGAAAUGGACAACUGUGGCAUUUGACAACUACAGAUGGCCUGGCUGCCUGGAACGGGCAUCUGGCGGGACCUUGUGUCCUGACAGUGCUCCAGCCUAGAAGGAGCUUACACGAAUUCUCGUGUUUCCAUGGAGAGGUCCCUCCGACUUGCUAAACCAUUCAUUCAGCUCCCAGUAAAGUGGCAAA